This is a messenger RNA of Ustilago hordei, 861 nucleotides long. RefSeq lists its product as uncharacterized. The record is from RefSeq and is a predicted model, not a curated record. The transcript has a single exon. Gene Ontology annotation, cellular component: catalytic step 2 spliceosome. The coding region runs from base 1 to 861 and encodes 286 amino acids. NCBI's taxonomy places the organism in Eukaryota, Fungi, Basidiomycota, Ustilaginomycetes, Ustilaginales, Ustilaginaceae.
AUGUCCCAAGCAGGUCCCUCCUCCCCGCGAGCACCGACGACAAGGUCACCCGAGUCUCCUCACGACACGCUUACCUCUGCGAAAGACCCAUCACAGCCAGCAGCAACAGGAUCAACCUCGACAUCAGCCCCAAUCUCACCUCGCUCCCCCGCUCGCCGCCCCUCAUCGUGUAGAGGCACCAAACGCAGCCCAUCCGUCUCCCCCGUCCCCGAAGAAUCGAACACCACCUCCACCUCCCCACCCCCCCAUGCGGUGGACGCAUAUCCCCCAACGAAGCGCUCCCGUCCACCCCCAGAGCCAGCCGUCAAACGUCGCGGCCAACGUCUAUUCGGAAUGCUAACAUCCACGCUCACCCAGUUCAAAGCUGAAUCCGAAUCCACCCGUUCCACCAGCGCCGCUCAACGUCGAGCAGAAAUAGAAGCUCGUCUAGCAACCAAACUCAAACAGACCGACUCUGUCCUCUCUGCGACCGAACGCAAAAAGGAUCUUGUAUGGGAAGCGAGAGGUAUUGCCGAGCAAAUUGCAUCUGGCGAUGCGCAGAGAAAGACUUUGAGGGGGUUGAAGAGAAGGAUGGCUAGUUUUUUGUUCACUCCCCCAACAACCUCUGCCGUUAGCGGUAGGAAGAGAGCGGAGAGGUUGGCACCCGAGAUUCCUACUUCGACUUCAGCGGCAGGAGAUGCGGGAGGAUAUGCAUUGUACUUUUUGCCCGGGAAAACGUUGCCGGAGCAAGAAGAUAAGUUGAAUCAACAGGAAGAUCAAGUGGAUGAAAAGAUUGAUAAGUUUGAUGAUGGAUGGGAUGAGAGACGCAGGCAGCUCCUCCGUCGAUUGCAGGCGGUGAAGGAGAAGAUCGGCAAGAUUUGA